UAGUAGUUAGUGUACUUGUCUAGUAAGUUGUCAAUGCAUUAUUCUAUCUUGAGCCAUGGCCUAUGAACAACGAUAGAAAUUUAUAAUAUUAUUAGAAUCAAAGACUGAGGACGUGUUCUAUGCUAUUGUCAUUUUUUAUGUUAACAAGGUUGAGGUACCUAUUAUACCUAUACUAUACCUAACUAACUAUACUUUACUACAACAGUCUUGUCUUUUGAACAAUAUCACCAUUCAUUGUUAUUAUUAAUUUCAAAAUUUUAAGCUUACAAUGGAGUCAGUCCAUCCAUUAACAGAUGUUUUUCGAUAUGUUGAUGAUCAUAAAAACAAAUUUGUGGAAACAUUAUCCCAGGCAGUCUCAAUUAAAUCCAUAUCAGCUGAUCCUGAAUUGAGAAAUGAAGUCAAUAAAAUGAUGCAAUGGGCUCAAGCAAAAUUAAAAGCAUUAGGUGCUGAUGUUGAGCUAUGUGAUAUUGGCCAACAGACAUUAAAUGAGAAGAAAGUUCAACUUCCACCAGUCUUAAUAGGAGCAUUAGGUAAUGACAAAUCUAAAACAACAAUAUGUCUCUAUGGACAUUUAGAUGUGCAACCAGCUGACAUUUCUGAUGGAUGGGCUAGUGAACCAUUUGUAUUAACUGAAAGAAAUGGAAAAUUGUAUGGAAGAGGUUCUUCGGAUGAUAAAGGUCCAGUUCUUGGAUGGCUUCAUGCUAUUGAAGCAUUCCAAAAUACUGGAAUUGACUUGCCUGUUAAUUUAAAGUUUGUUUUUGAGGGAAUGGAAGAAUCUGGAAGUAUUGGAUUAGACGAACUACUGAUAAAAAAGAAAGAAUCGUUUUUGAAGGAUGUUGAUUAUGUGUGCAUAUCAGAUAGUUAUUGGUUGGGGACAGACAAACCUUGUUUAACAUAUGGACUCCGAGGUAUGUCCUCUUUUUUUGUUGAAGUUGAAGGUUCCAGUAAGGAUUUGCACAGUGGAAUGUAUGGUGGAACAGUGUACGAAGCAAUGUCAGAUUUACUAUACAUUCUCAAUCAAUUGGUUGAUGUAAAAGGUAAAAUUUUAAUACCAGGGAUUGAUGAAGGAGUAGAACCAUUAUCUGAAAAAGAAAAAGAAUUAUAUGAAAAAAUAGAAUUUGAUGUAGAUGCAUAUAUUAGUGAAAUUGGGGCAUCUAAAUCACAAAAAGAAACUAAAGAAGAACUAUUAAUGAGUAAUUGGAGAUAUCCAAGUUUAUCAGUUCAUGGAAUUGAAGGAGCAUUCUCAGGCCCUGGAUUUAAGACUGUGAUACCUCGUAAGGUAACAGGAAAAUUUUCCAUUCGAUUAGUGCCAAAUCAAAUACCAUCAAGAAUCACAGAAAUAGUAAAAAACUAUGUUCAAAGUGUUUGGGAAAAACGACAAAGCCCUAACAAGUUCAAAAUAUACACAGUUAAUGAAGGUGGUAAUCCCUGGAAGACAGAUCCAUUCAAUGAUCACUUUUUAGCAGCUCACGAAGCUACUAAAACUGUAUACAAUGUUGAACCAGACUAUACAAGAUGCGGUGGAUCUAUUCCUGUUACAUUAACUCUACAAGAAGUUACUGGUAAGAGUGUAAUGUUGUUACCUAUGGGUGCUGGUGAUGAUAGUGCUCAUUCACAGAAUGAAAAAAUUGAUGUACGCAAUUACAUUGAAGGAACUAAAUUGAUGGCAGCAUAUCUCUAUGAAGUAUCUAAAAUAAAACAUUAAGUGUGAAAUGUAUAGUUUAUUUUUACCAUUUAUUAAUAAAUUUUUAUAAAAGAAUAUUAUAUUUUAUAAUUAAUAGUAAGAAAAUAUUUAAUUAUUCAUAUAUGGAAUUGUAUUGUAAUAUAUUUACAUUUAUUAUUAUUGA
Molecule: messenger RNA, 1847 nt
Organism: Metopolophium dirhodum (rose-grain aphid)
Lineage: Eukaryota; Metazoa; Arthropoda; Insecta; Hemiptera; Aphididae
Product: cytosolic non-specific dipeptidase-like
Exons: 10
Coding region: 269-1705 (478 amino acids)
Biological process (GO): proteolysis
Molecular function (GO): metallodipeptidase activity
Source: RefSeq, a predicted model, not a curated record